This is a messenger RNA of Naegleria lovaniensis, 645 nucleotides long. RefSeq lists its product as uncharacterized. The transcript has a single exon. Gene Ontology annotation, molecular function: ribonucleoside triphosphate phosphatase activity. Gene Ontology annotation, biological process: thiamine metabolic process. Bases 1 to 645 code for a protein of 214 amino acids. NCBI's taxonomy places the organism in Eukaryota, Heterolobosea, Eutetramitea, Acrasida, Naegleriidae. The record is from RefSeq and is a predicted model, not a curated record.
AUGUCUCUGACAACCACACCAUCACCUGUUCGCGUCGUUGUUGCGAGCACGAAUCCAGUCAAAGUAAAUUGUGUCAAGGAGGCGUUUUCAAAAGUAUUUACUCCAACUAGGAAUGAUCACACAGAUGAUUCUCCUCUUGUGUUCAUUUCAAUGUCUGUUCCUUCUGAAGUCUCGGACCAGCCUCAAACAAUUUCGGAAACGUUGAAAGGAGCAACUAACAGAGCUCACAAUGCCAGAAAAGAAUUCAUGAAGAGAGAAAAUCUUUCAUCGGAUGAUCUUUAUCAUCAAUUAAUUUAUUUCGUCGGAAUUGAAGGAGGAAUAGAAGAUGAAGGAAAUUACCAAGUGGUUUCAUGUGCCUGCUGCGUAGUGAUUGAAUCAAUUAGUGGAUAUGUUUCUCAUGCCAAAACAUCAUCGUUUUAUUUACCUCCAGAAAUUGUGAGAUUAUUGAGGCAAGGAAUGGAGUUAGGUCAUGCCAAUGAUCUUGUUUUUAAUAAGACCAAUUCAAAACAUGAAACAGGAGCUGUUGGAUUGUUGUCCAGAGAAAUUGUGACUCGUUCAUCGUAUUAUGAACAAGCUUUAAUAUUGGCUUUAAUUCCAUUCAUGAAUAGAGAAAUGUAUGAAUUGGAUAAAAAGCAUGAACAAUAG